Molecule: messenger RNA, 1497 nt
Organism: Panicum virgatum (switchgrass)
Lineage: Eukaryota; Viridiplantae; Streptophyta; Magnoliopsida; Poales; Poaceae
Product: 1-aminocyclopropane-1-carboxylate oxidase 1-like
Exons: 2
Coding region: 193-1164 (323 amino acids)
Source: RefSeq, a predicted model, not a curated record
CAGUUACGGGCUCGUUACAGAGCAUAUUGUUGUGCUGCGGUUACGGGCUUGGAGUCUAUAAAAUUGCAUCCUUGACGACCCCGUUUCCCUCACCGCACCUAGCAUUGCAGUCUUGCGAGGAAGCAAGGAAUAGCCAGAGCUAGUCGUUGUUGCUUCUUGGGGAAGAUCGGAGUUUUGUUUUGAGAGCUGGGAAUGGCACCGGCCACGUCUUUCCCGAUCAUCGACAUGGGGCUGCUCGCCGGGCAGGAGAGGCCGGCGGCGAUGGGCAUGCUGCGCGAUGCGUGUGAGAACUGGGGCUUCUUUCAGAUCCUGAACCACGGCAUCUCGACGGAGCUGAUGGACAAGGUGGAGCGGCUGACCAAGGACCACUACAAGCGGGUGCGCGAGCAGCGGUUCCUCGAGUUCGCCAGCACGGCGCUCCAGGACGGCGGCGGCGGCGCGAAGGCGGAGAACCUGGACUGGGAGAGCACCUUCUUCGUCCGCCACCUCCCGGAGUCCAACCUCGCCGACAUCCCCGACCUCGACGACGGGUACCGGCGCGCGAUGAGGCGGUUCGCCGGCGAGCUGGAGGCGCUGGCGGAGCGGCUGCUGGACCUGCUGUGCGAGAACCUCGGCCUGGAGAAGGGCUACCUCGCGCGCGCCUUCCGCGGGCCCAGAAAGGGCGCCCCGACCUUCGCCACCAAGGUCAGCAGCUACCCGCCGUGCCCGCGCCCGGACCUCGUGAGCGGCCUGCGCGCGCACACCGACGCCGGCGGCAUCAUCCUGCUGUUCCAGGACGACCGCGUCGCCGGGCUGCAGCUGCUCAAGGACGGCGCGUGGGUGGACGUGCCGCCCACGCGCCACUCCAUCGUGGUGAACCUUGGUGACCAGCUGGAGGUGAUCACCAACGGCAGGUACAAGAGCGUGGUGCACCGGGUGGUGGCGCAGUCCGACGGGAACCGGAUGUCCAUCGCGUCCUUCUACAACCCGGGCGGCGACGCCGUCAUCUGCCCGGCGCCGGCGCUGGUGAAGGCCGAGGAGGCCGCGGCGGCGUACCCCAGGUUCGUGUUCGAGGACUACAUGAAGCUGUACGCGCGGAACAAGUUCGAGGCCAAGGAGCCGCGGUUCGAGGCCUUCAAGUCCAUGGAGACGGAGAGCUCCAACCGCCGCAUCGCCAUCGCGUAACGACCGGGCAGGGUAUGCCGGAGUCGGGAGUCGUACGUGUCAGUAGCAGAUUGGAAUGUGCUGAAUAAAUGGGCCCGAUAGGCCUAUCGAGCUAGGGCACGAUGUGUUCGGCAUCCUCGCUGUGUCGUUGAUCGCUGUUGCUCUGCUCUCGACCAGCAUGUGUCGUAGUUGUGCCCGUAAAAGCCCGUUUUUGCGAGCCCCCUUGUGCGGUUCUGCCUGUGUUCUCAAGUUGCAGGACAGAAAUUUACAUUUUUUUUUGUAUUUUCGAAGAUAUGAGCCGUUCUGUCGAGAACAGAGCUUGUGGCGCGUCAGUACGCACAUCAACUUCUUUCA